CUUCAGAGGGGAAUUUUCCACCAGAGGGAGCGGGUGUGUUCGGUCCUCUCAGCCUGGCUCUGCUUUUUGUGAUACUCGGAACACGAACCUUUGCCCCUUUUCACUAAGAUAAAUUCGUGUAUCGGAUGGUUUGGGUGUGGAAAACGCAAGACGCAAAAUAAGGAUACUCCCGCAAACACAGAAAAUUGUGAACACCUCAGAUAACUAUAUAUGUUUAUAUACAUAUACAAACAUAUUUAGCGCUCACCUAUGAUUUCUGUGCGGUGAAACAGCGAUCUUUUUAUAGAUCCCAGCCGAAGGCCAAGAUUCCCCUAACAGAAGUGUAAUGUUCGUCAGAUAGCGACCGUCGCAGCCUCGAUCAUCAUCCAUCUACUUCCAUCGCCCUUCGCACAGUAUUGUCCUCCACUCUCCGCCUCCUCUCUCCUUCACUUCAUCGUUAUCUCCGUCGAUAUCUCUACGUCCCUCCGUCCUCGUCCCAGAUAUCUUCUUCAGUAGACAAGAUGGCAACCAAGACAAACAAACUGGAAAAUGACCCGCUGCUUGCUUCCUUCUACAAGAUGGAUUUCGGGACGGCCCAGUUCUAUGUGUACUUCCUCGCCUGGCUGGGGGCAUUCGUCAGCGCCCCCGUCUAUGUCGAUUCCAACUUUCUCAUCCGGAGGACCAAGCACAGGUGCUUCGUGCCCGGCUGCGACGACCCCAACGAACCCGACUUCUCCGCCGAGUUCGCCAAUUACACCAUCCCCGACGGCGACGAGUGCUCCAUGUACCAGCGCUCUGAGCCGGUCACGAACUCCUCCACGUGUGAGUUGGAUGACUUCAACCUAAACGUCAAGACCAACUGCAGCGAAAAGGUGUUUGACACGUCCCUCUUCACCUCCACGACCGUCACUGAGUUCGACCUGACUUGCGAAAAUGCCUGGCUUGGCCCUCUUGCCGGCUCCAUGUACAUGGUGGGCAUGCUGCUAGGUGCCAUCACCAUCGGGGACUUGGCUGACCGCUUCGGCCGCAAGGUGGGGAUCCUCGUGUCUGUGAUGCUUCUGGGCGGCGGCGGCGUCCUGAGCGCCGUCAGCCCCAACUACUACAUGUUCCUCGCCAUGAGACUUCUUACUGGUGCUGGCGGUGUCGGCCUCUUCCAGGUUACCUUCGUCUUAGCUGUUGAAUUCAUCGGUGCCAAAUAUCGGACGUUUUGCGGAAUCAUGAUUGAAGUUCCCUUCGCUCUCGGCGAGGCCAUGACGGGAGUCUUGGCCAUCUUCAUCCGCGAUUGGCGCUGGCUUCAGGUGGCCGUGACAGCCCCGGCUUUCCUCCUGCUCUCCUACAUGUGGAUCAUGCCAGAGAGCGUCCGCUGGCUGGUGUCUCAGGGCAAGAGGGACGUGGCCGUCAAGAUCAUCAAGAAGGCAGCAGAUGUCAACGGCGUGGAAGUUCCCAAGCACCUCCUCGAAGACAGCAAUACUGAGGUACCUACUGUGGAUGGAAGUCUGUCGGUGGCAAGUAGCAAAGCUGAGCUAGUGAAGGAGGAUCCAGGUGAGCCUGAACCCAAGGUCACCAAGUCAGUGAUUGACCUUCUUAGGACUCCAAACAUGAGGAAGCGAUCAUUUAAUUUAUUUUAUUGCUGGGCGGUCUGCACACUAGUCUACUAUGGCCUCUCCUCUAACUCUGGGAACCUAGGAGGAAACAUCUUCAUCAAUUUCAUCGCCACCAUGCUGAUUGAAAUCCCAUCAUAUGUGUUCUCCUUUUUAGUUUUAGACAGAAUGGGCAGGAAGGGCACGCUCUCCUUUGUCCUUUUGCUCGGCGGCGUCGCUUGCUUCGUAUCCGGAUUUAUCCCAGAAGACUUUGGAGCAGUAAUUGUGACCCUGAGCCUGGUGGGUAAGUUCGGCAUAGCAGCAGCCUUUGCCAUUGUGUAUGUCUACUCUGCUGAGAUUUUCCCAACGGAAUACAGAAGUGUCGGCAUUGGUGCUUGCUCUAUGUGUGCUCGCAUUGGAGGAAUCAUUGCACCUUUUGUUGCUUCACUGGCACACACAUACAAGCCACUUCCUCUCCUUGUCUUUGGAAGCCUAUCAAUAGUGGCUGGUUUAUUGGUGGUUUUGCUGCCAGAGACUGUUGGCUGUGAGCUGCCGCAAACUAUCCCAGAGAGCGAGAGGUUUGGCAGUGAUCAGUCAAUAUGGUAUUUUUCAUGCUGUGGGAAGAAGCGUAGUGAGCCUGUCACAGAAGAAAAUACAGCAACUGAGGACCAGAGGGUUUAAUUGCUUUUGCCAAUCACAGGAAUUUGAAUUUACCUGGACUGAUAAGUAUUCUACUUUUAAGAAAUGGAUAUGUAUAAGAUCUUAUGGAAAGUCUCUAUGCUUAUAGAGACUAUUUUUUUUCUAGGCAUUUUCACUUUACUCUGGCCACCAUCAGUCUGCAUUGUUUUUAAUUCCAUGAAUUUGACAAGAGAUGGAGUGAAUAAUUAGAAAUGUGUCUUUUUCAUAGUAUUAUCAUAUGGACCAAUAUUUGUAAAUCCUAUCUAUGAACAUAUUAACUUCCAUGUCUGGAUUGUUCUGGUAAUUCUAGAUAAUAUAAUUUAUCAAAGGAUAUUUUUCCUUGAUUAUAGGAAGAUAGGUGUUUUUUAUCCUUAUUAGGAUGUUAGAAAUAAUUUUAUGAUAGACUGAAGUACUUUUUUAGUACUGGCAGGAAAUGUGUAAAAUAAGUUUUAUAUAUCUUUUUUAUCAAUGUCACUUAGGAAUUUAACUUGGGAAGCCAAUUGAAAGUGAGAGUAUGACCAGUGUGAGUACCAGAGACUUUUAAUUAAUGAAGUUAUAUUAGGUUUGAGAGAUGAUUAUAUGAUUUUAAUCAAUGAAAAAAACGGUAACACACAGAACUGUACAACAUGAGAUUAAUUGUAAGAAAGGUGUAAUACUAUUUUAUAUAUCUGAUUGCAUUUAAUCAAGAUAUGCACAAAAUUUAACAGAAAAGUAAUGUAACUGGAUAUUGAGUUUUACUGAAAUAAACUACCUCACUCAGUCUGAGAGGACUGGGAUUUUUUUUUUUAAAAGUAAAUCAUCAGAAAAAACAAUAACAUUAGUAUUUAUGAAUUAUAUAUAUAUCUAUGGUGAUAGGGGUAUUCAAGGAAUAGAAAACAUUACAGAAAAUAUUCAUGUAUGUUGAUACUGAUGAACAAAUAUGUACAUCAUAUGAUUUUCAUUGCAAAUCGAGUAUAAUUUCAUUUUCCCUUUUUAAGGAAUCGUCGUCAAUUAUUUGGAAACUUUAAGUGUUGAAGUUAACCAAUCCUGUCAGUGUCAGUGAAAGUAGGAUCUAGAAUCUGUCCAUUUUUUCUAAUAUGUAAGGACAAACUCUGUAAUUCGAAAUAUAAUGAAUUGCCUUCGCAUUGUUAAUGGUAUUUUCCUGAAGCUGAAGAUGUUGAUAUUUGAAAUUGAUAGUCACACCCAGAUGCACAAGAUCUUGAAAAAAAGUGGAAUAAUAAUAAGUUAAAUUGAUUUUGGUUAACUCAAAGUUUAAUGUCAUUUCACUUGCAUUUAACAUGAUAACUUCCCUACAGUAGUAUCCACAAACAAUCCUUUCUUACUCUGUAAUUCAAUAUGUGAGUGUUACUUUUUUUUUUUCUUUAUACUGUCAUAGCUUGAAAGUUGACAUACUAAUCUCUAUAUGAUAAUCUUGUAAUACUCAUUUGAUUUUUCUUCAUAGUAUCUAUGUAUGACAAUGUUGUUAUUAUUGUUUUAGCUAGUAAAAAUUAGAUAGACAUGGUUGAACCAGGGUGUGUGUAUAAUAUAUAUAUAUAUAUAUAUAUAUAUACACACACAUAUAUAUAUAUAUUACCUGGAUGCUGUAAAGCCUAGAGUAGUGCUCAUGUAAUCAAUGUGACUCUGCUUAUUAUUUUCUUACUGUAUUCUUCUUUAAUCAGAUUGCUCAAGUUUAUUCAGCAAAGUUGAUUUUUAUUUCAUUUUUUUUCAUUGAUUCCAAGAUUGAGGCUUAUAGUUACCAAUAUAGGAUUAUGUGGUAGACUGUUACUUCACUUUAAGAUAAUCAAAAACAAUUUGUACUGUAGGAUACUAUUAUAUUGUAUGGUAGUCGUCUUGCCACUGCAUCAUCUGUAAUUUUGGGUAUGAUAUAAUUAUUUUUAAUUGUUAUAGGGACAACAAUAUAUGAGAUCAUGUGAUGAGAAGUCAGAUAUAUUUUGACUUUACAGCUUAAAAGACAAUAUCCUUUAGCUAGCAUUUACAUAAUCGGAAUUGGAAAGAAUUCCAGUGAUUCUGUGCUGACAAUUCAGUAUCUUAGUGUGAUAUUUACAUUUUAUGAAAUAAUGUUAAUACUUUGUUGGCCAAGGUUUUGGGCACCUGUUGUAUAUUCUGGUGUAUGUUAGCAGCAUUUUAUAUUUCGUGAAAUUAUUAAGUGGAACUUCAGCUUCUUUAAUUUCUUUACAAACAAUCAUGUAAGUACACAUUCUUGUGCUUAGUACAUUCGACCAAUAAUGCUUGUAGUUUUCCAUGGUCUUUAGGAACAGUAGAACAAUCUUCUAUUGAAUUAAUAUACAGGCACAGUACAGUACAGUUUGUGUGCAGAUACAAUAUGUACCAUGUUUUAAAGUAAUGUUAUUUGAUGACCCACUGUGAUAGCACUAGAGGGUGGAACUGCCAAGUAAUUUUCAUACUGAUUCAUACCAUAAUGUAUUCAAGAAAAUUGGUGAUAAAUAACAUGCUAAAUUACCUUUUUACUAGUUGUUUGUAAUGCUAAUAUGAUAUUUUGAAGAUAAAGCAAGAAAAGCAAGUGCGAUCAGUGAGAAUUAUUUAAGAACAUAGUUUCAACUCCAGUUUAACUUGUAGGCUAUUUUUAGAUAGUGUAUAUAAACAGAUCCUGCUUUAAAUAAGUAGCCUCUAAUGCAGUGAUGCUGUUUGUAAAAUAAUCAGAUGAUAUCACUUUACCCAAGUGUUAGUUUUAAAUUAGAUUAUGUCAAUGAAACUGGGAAAAUACUACAUUCAAAUACUUCAGAAGAAAGUGAUUAAUCAUCCGAUGUUUUUAAUCUGCUUUAAUAGUGUUUAAAAUCACAUUUAGUGGUUUUAAGAUUAUAAUAUUUUCAGCUUUGAUUUGGACACAAAGAAUCAUGAACAUUGAUGACGGUAUCUGCUAUUUUUCGCAAUUUUCAUUUGCAGUUGUUAUCACACUCAAAAUGUCAGGUUGUCCUGUAUGUUUUAUGGUUACUGAUAGGUCAUUAUUUGAUCACAUUGAAAGUACUUCUCUUUUUGUAUGAGUUAAAAGCUAGUGAUAUCUAUAUGUACCAUCAGUAAUCUGACUUUGUGAAGUUACAAUGAUGUUACUAUUGUUACACUAUACUAGUUAAGAAUUCUUUGAGAAGGGAACAAGGGAUUGUACCUGAGAUGGUUUUAGUGGACAUUUUGUCAAAUAUUACAAUUUUGGUACUAUACCACUGGAGUGAAAUAGUCAUUUCAAUAUUUUUGUUAUUUUUAGAAGUCAAUAAAUUAUUAUUGUAAAAUAGUUUUAAAGUGGAUGUGAUAAAUAUGUGUUUUAACACAUUCAAUUUAACUUUCAUAAAGUAAAACAAUAUAGUACAGUAUUACAAUAAUGAUGUAUGUUAAGAAAUUCUUUUAUAGAGAAUCCAAAUGUAUGGGAUGCAGUAACAUGUUACUAAAUUGAUUUACAGAGAAUUCUAGGGAAAUUUAGAAAAUUCAAUCCAACCUAUUUGCCAGGUAUAAUACAAUCUAGAAAAAAUUCUCUUAAUAGAAUUUUACAGCCUCUUUUAAAUAUUUUCUACUUGUUUUUUUUUUUACAUUCUGUCAUUUGUCUUUGUUUUAGAACGUAAUUAAACUGAUUAUUUUCUAAAAUAAACUUUAUUUAGAUACAAUAGACUGACAUGUUAUUUUUAGAAUUAAUGCUUGCAACUAUUACCUGCAAUAUUAUAUUAAACAUAUAACUGAGA
Penaeus chinensis is the source of this 5926-nucleotide messenger RNA. RefSeq names its product organic cation transporter protein-like. Gene Ontology annotation, molecular function: transmembrane transporter activity. Bases 501 to 2240 code for a protein of 579 amino acids. NCBI's taxonomy places the organism in Eukaryota, Metazoa, Arthropoda, Malacostraca, Decapoda, Penaeidae. The transcript is spliced from 13 exons. The record is from RefSeq and is a predicted model, not a curated record. Gene Ontology annotation, cellular component: membrane. Gene Ontology annotation, biological process: transmembrane transport.